AAGAAUAUUAUUAUUAACUAUACAAAUUUGCAUCUCUUCCAUAUAUAACAAGAGAAGAGCUACACCAGUACAUCAACACAUUAUGGAUUACUCGGAGAGAGUUAACUCCAAACAAGGCGCAGGUGGAAUAGCCGGCCGAGAAGAAGCCAAUAUUCACACAAAAAAGAGAAUUCAAGAUUUAUUGGCAACUCAAGUACUAGAUUUGGAACAUGACCCAUACGUGUUUCGAAACCAUCUUGGAUUAUUGGAAUGUAAAUUAUGUUUAACAACUCAUGUAAGUGAAUCAUCAUACAUCUCACAUUUAGGUGGGAAAAAACAUGGAUUAAAUCUUGAACGAAGACGAUUGUUAGAUGAAAAGUAUAAUCACAAUCGAGAACUUAAUGCUAAAGUUGCAAAUUUAGUUUCAAUUAAUAAUACAGAAAAGCGUCAAUGGAAGAAAAUAGGUAAACCGGAAUUUAAUCUCUCCAAAAUAAGAGAUCCUGAUUCCUUACAGGUAGGAUUAUUACUUCAAAUUAAUUUUCCUAAAAUAACUACCGAAGAACCACUCUUUCGAUUUAUGUCAUACUAUGAAUUAUCUAAUAAAAAUCAAAAUGUAAUCAUAUCAUUUUUAGAUCGAGAGUCUGAUUCUGAAACAGAAAACAAUGAAGACAAAGAUAAAGAUCCUAAUUCUUAUCAAUAUUUGGUUAUUUCUGGAGAACCUUAUGAAAAUAUAUGUUUAGCCAUACCAAAUGAUAAAGAAAUUGAUAAACCCUCCGACAUAUCAGACAUGUCCAAAUCUUAUUGGUGGUUUUGGGAUACCGAUUCUAAAGAAUUCUUUCUACAGUUUUUGUUUAAAUAAUUACUAAUUAAAUAAAAAUAAUAAUAGUAAUAAUAAUCAUUAUUAUUUAACUAAUUUAAUUAUUUAACAUUUUAUUCCAUAUAGAGUUGUAUAGUUAAUGAAUUAAUGAGUGCAUAUUAUGAGUUUCCUGUAUAUGGCCGGAUUUUUCCCCCAGAAAUCAUCCACUUUCGGAUGUGAAAAAUCGAAGUUGCCGAAUAUAGGAAAAGGUUAAUACUAAUGGUAAA
Scheffersomyces amazonensis is the source of this 1062-nucleotide messenger RNA. RefSeq lists its product as uncharacterized. The record is from RefSeq and is a predicted model, not a curated record. Lineage: Eukaryota; Fungi; Ascomycota; Pichiomycetes; Serinales; Debaryomycetaceae. Gene Ontology annotation, cellular component: U2 snRNP; catalytic step 2 spliceosome; U2-type prespliceosome. Gene Ontology annotation, molecular function: nucleic acid binding; zinc ion binding. The coding region runs from base 83 to 838 and encodes 251 amino acids. The transcript has a single exon. Gene Ontology annotation, biological process: spliceosomal complex assembly.